CUGCACGCGCGCUGGAGCCCGUGAGCGGCGACGAGGUUCGUUUAGUAUUCCGUGCACAAGGCGAAGGAGGGAGAAGGGAGGGAGGGCAGAGAGUGAAAUAGAGAGAAAAAAAACGAGGCUGUGAAGACAGGCGAAAACACAGAAAGAGAAGAGGAAGAGGGGAGCGGAGAGACACCUCCUCUGUCCCUCUCGGUCUACCCUUUGGCAUCCGUCUGUCCCAGGCUGUUUCAAAGCUUCUGUAGAACAUUCCAGAAAUACAGCCAUGGACCACAGCGAACAUUAAGUGAACUUGAAUGGAAAAAAACAAAGUGGAAUUACACCAUACGUCACAGACUCAACCCUGCCCUGAUGCUGCUUUAAGGACUGAGCUUGCAAACACUUCCUCUUCCCUGACUGAUGAUUUAACUCAGAGUAAUAGCCCAGGAAAUCUAGGCUAUGCUUUCUGAACAACAGACCUAAAUAUAGUCGUGCUGUUUAUCCAUUGAAGAAAAUUCCAAACGUUUCUGUGAAUCAAAUCCAGUUUGACCUUCUUCACCAUGACGAGGACUCAGGGAUGUCAUUGUCAUCCUUUAUAACAAGAGCCGAUGUUAUUACUGAAAAGAGCGGUUGUGGCUCGCUUACCGAUGGGUUUAACAAACAUUAAAGCUUUCAAUUAACGGUCAUAAAGAGACCGUCUCUUGCUGAAAAGUUGUCCUUCAGAAUCCACGUCUGAUCGGGAACCUACGGUAGAAAGUGGCCAGACACACACUCUCUCCCCUCGGGCGCCGUCCUAUUGGUGUGGACGGUGAGGGCUGCGGCGUGAUUGGUUGAGUGCAGGCUGGUGUGCGAUGCGGAUUGGAGGAUGUCGGGGGACUGGGAUGACGACAUUUGUAAGAGGGCCAUGGUGCUGGUGGAGGAACUGUGCUUUCGGUCUGGAGGCCUCAGCCAGAGCGCGAGCUGCCAAGAGUUCAGCUACAUGAUGAGAGGACCUAACAGACAGAUAAACACAGAGAUCUCUGUGAGUCUGCUCUCCGUCAUCGUAACUUUCUGUGGCAUCGUGCUGCUCUCUGUCUCUCUCUUCGUCUCCUGGAAGCUAUGCUGGUUGCCUUGGAGAGAUAAGGAAGGCGGGGGUCUGAGCUUGACGUCGGGUCUCCUGCCCGGUGGUGCGGGUUUGGGUGGGGUCGGAGGCGGAGGGGGUGCCUCGCUCCUUCCUCCCCUUUUACAGAGGAAAGAUACUCACUCUUCUUCCUCGUUGUAUCCCACGCUGUCCCAGCAGGGUCAGCAUCACCCCCAUUUCUCCGACGUGAUGGGGGUCGAGGGUGGAGGGGGGCUGGUGGUAGGGGGUGUGGUUGGGGGUCCGCAGGAGAUGCAGGAGCACUCCUACCUGGACAUGGACUCUUAUCCCAACAAUGCUGCAACUCUUAAGUUAAGCCAGACAUCGCCCGAGUUGCCCCCGGCAACAGAAGGAGGCUCAGCUGCGAAAGACCUGCCCAAUGCCCACUCCCAGCAGCAGGUCACCACCAGGCCAAAGCCCAUGACUCACCAGCUCUCCAGCCCUGAUUUCCAUGGUGAGGAGAAGAGCGAGCAGUUGACCAGCAUUGGGCAGAUCAAGCCAGAACUUUACCGCCUGCGCCAAGGAGACCAGGGGGACGGCAAACAAGGCAACAACUGUGGCAAAAUCAGCUUCCUCUUGCGAUACGCCUUCAACACGGAGCAGCUGGUGGUUAAGAUCCUGAAAGCCCUGGACCUCCCGGCGAAGGAUGCCAAUGGUUUCUCCGAUCCCUAUGUCAAGAUCUACUUACUGCCUGAUAGGAAGAAGAAAUUUCAGACCAAGGUGCACAGAAAAACUCUCAACCCGGUCUUUAAUGAGACGUUCCAGUUCGGCGUGCCCCUGGCUGAGCUGCACGCGCGCAAGCUCCACUUCUCCGUCUACGACUUUGACCGCUUUUCCAGACACGACCUCAUAGGUCAAGUGGUAGUGGAUAACCUGCUGGACUUCAGCGAGGGAACUGGGGAGAAGCCUAUUUGGAGAGACAUUGUGGAAGGAACGGCGGAGAAAGCUGACCUGGGAGAGCUGAACUUCUCACUGUGUUACCUGCCAACAGCUGGCCGACUGACCGUCACCAUCAUUAAGGCCACCAAUCUGAAAGCCAUGGACCUGACGGGCUUCUCAGAUCCAUACGUAAAGGCAUCUUUGGUUUGUGAAGGUCGAAGGCUGAAAAAGAGAAAGACAUCCAUAAAGAAGAAUACCCUCAAUCCCACGUAUAACGAGGCUCUGGUCUUUGAUAUUCCCAACGAGAACAUUGAGAGUGUGUCGCUCAUCAUAGCCGUCAUGGACUACGACUGUAUCGGUCAUAAUGAGGUGAUCGGGAUGUGCCGUAUGGGCAGUGAUGCUGAUGGGCCGGGAAGAGAGCACUGGACAGCCAUGCUGGCGAAUCCCCGCAAGCCUAUUGAACACUGGCACCAGCUGGUGGAGGAAAAAUCCAUAAACACUUAUGUGUCAAAGAGUGCCGCACCCUCCCCCAAGCCAAACAUAGUGGUGGACAGCCCUCACUCUGAGUAGAGAUGUCAGCAUUAUCUUUUUAGCGACGGGAAUACAUUCUUUCUUUUCACCUGUGAAUAAUUGUUCAUCAAGAAAGAAGCAGAGAAGAGAGACUGUGCUUGUGUUAGUGCUAUUCCUCUAAAUCAACCCUGCAGACCCAACACAAUAUAUAGAAAAGAAAACAACAACACCUAGACUAGACCGGACACAAAGCACACACAGAUACACACUCAAACAGACAAAGAACACACACCAGACUCAUAACAAAACAACUGGCAUGGAUGGUUUUGCUUCAGGAAUGAUGUUAAAGUCAAAAUAUGUCAUGAUUUAUUCAGGGGAAAUAUGACAAACAUUCCCACUUUAAAUAGAUAAUCUUUAUUUAGUUAUUUGAAACUGAGCCUACAAAAAAAAGAGAUUUUAAUUACUUAAAAAAGAACAAAAAAAUAAAUAUAUAUAUAUAUAUAAUCAGGAGAGAGACCUGAUAGAUUAUGGACCACGAAUGUUUCUGUGUAUGUGUGAGCGCAUGUGCGUACGUGAGUUUGUACGGGUGUCUGUGUGUAGCUAUAGAAAAUCUUUACAAAGUGUUUUCAGUCGGACAAGUAGCUGCAAGUUCUGGGAGUGCUGUAUCCUUGUUUCCUGUUUCUCUGGAGAGGAGGACUACUUUAUGACCGUUCCCAUCUGGAGGAGGAGAAAUAAGCACGGAUACGUUGGCCAAAUCAUGUCACGCAGCAUUGAAAUGUGUCCCUCUGCCUUCUACAUUUUUAUCACCUUCUGCUCGGAGCUCUUGGAGAUCGGCAGCGUUUUCUUUUAUUUGCGUUUGUUUACUAGAGUCCAGUCAUUCUUCUUGUUCUACCAGAUACUGAACGAAAGAGUAUGUUUCAUUGACCUGGACACACUGGCAGACUGAAUCCCCUUGAGAACUCUUCCAAUGGGAGCUUUCAUUGAUUUCAAACAUUGCCAGCGGACCCUAACUGGGACUGAGCUUGGAUUUGUGUGCACUUCCUGGAAACAUAUCCAAAGGGGGGAGAGAGAGAGAGAAAAAAAAAAGAUCUGGCCAUAGUAUUUUAUUUUUAUACCACGCCAAGAUUUUUUUUCUCUCAGACAUUUUUAAUUUCAAAAGAGGAAGAGUGUGCUCUCCAUCAUCCUUCUGCCAAGAGGACCACUUCUGAAACACACACACACACACAUUCGUCCACUUUUUCUUUCUAAUUUUUCCUCCCGUGUAUCUGAUGUGUUUGUGGGAGUGCUCUUUUUGUGUCGAUAUGCGUUUGCUCGUUGGUUUGGAUGUGUGCGCGUGUAUGCCUGUAUGUUGGUAUAUGUCACCGUGACCCCGUGUACGUCUCCACUUCCCUCGCCUUUGUCCUGCACAGAGAAAAUCUCAUUUUUUGAACAAUCAAGUGUCUCCUGUCCUGUGUCUUAGAGGAACUAUUUCUUGUGUAGGACCUGUUGCACUUGGUAGGGACAGGGUCUAUUUCUCAGAUGCGCGUUUCGGUCGUUCUCUGUAGAAUGUGGUUGUGACCUGUCUCCGUUGUGUCCCUAACCAGCUCGUCCCUAGCCUGAUCUGUGUUCUCGUGUUGGGUGUGCUUCUCUCACUCUUUUUCCUUUUCUUUUUUUUUGUAAAUGUGCUCUGUAUGUAGGAGGGGACAGACCUGAUGGCCACAGCUAAAAUGUUGGAAGUUUUUUCAUUGUCUUUAAAAGAAAAAGUGGAGAAAAAAAGACAAA
Messenger RNA from Danio rerio (zebrafish), 4243 nucleotides. NCBI's taxonomy places the organism in Eukaryota, Metazoa, Chordata, Actinopteri, Cypriniformes, Danionidae. The record is from RefSeq and is a predicted model, not a curated record.